UGUAAUUAUGUUCACAUUUGUUCUCUGAAUUUUCUCUGAUUCUCAUAUUCAAGAUUAUUUGAUCCACUUAUCAAGGUCUAAUAGAAUUAAUAAAAAGAAAAAAAUAUAUAUACAUACAUAAUUGAAAAGUUUUUCAGUUACCCUGAUUGCAUACACAAUGGUGGCUCACACAGUUCUUUUGGACUUCACAGUCUCAUCAAACGCAAUCGUAGAUUCCGAAAAGCGUUCCAAUUUGAAAUCAACUAUUGCUAAUGUUUUGAAAGAACAUUUUGUUGGAUUGAAACUUUUGACGGAAUCUUAUAUCGACGGAAGUUUACUUGUUCUAUACACUGGACCAAGAAGCAGUUUAAUCACUAUCAGAGGAUAUCCUGAGGGUCUCAUCACCAUCAACAUCGAAUAUUACAAACGCGACGACGAGAAUGCUCUCUUAACAUUCGAGCAAUGGCGAUACUUGGAAGUCGAUGUUGCUCUGGCUUUGAACAGCCAACGCAGUAAACGUUUACCGCCUGUAAGACGAGGAACAAUAUAUGAUCUUUACCUGACGCUCUCAGAUGAGAGAUUGCUGGAAUAUGAUAUUGAUCAUUUGGUAUUCGAAGCAAGAUCGCCAUACCAGAAAGUACAAAUUGUUCACUCCAAGUCUCUAGGAAAUCUUCUAGUUUUGGACGAAUUACAAAAUAUGUCCGAGGCAGAUUUAAUUUAUACCGAAACGCUUAUGCAACGAGGAAAAGAAAAUUAUGCGGGGAAAGAAAUAGUUAUUUUAGGAGGCGGAGAUGGAGGGUUACUCUGGGAGUUACUAAAAGAAAAACCAAAGCACGUGACAAUGUUGGAGAUUGAUGACAUCGUCAUGAAAGCCUGCAGUCAAUACAUGAGAAGUAUAUGUGGCGAUUGUUUGGAUAAAAGAAAGACUGAUAAUUAUGAAAUUAUUGUUGGUGACUGCGUGAAAACUUUAUCACACAUGAUAGACGAAGGACGCCAAUUUGAUUAUGUCUUCGGUGACUUAACAGACAUACCGAUCAGUUCAACACCACAUGGUGAUGCCUGGGAUUUUAUCAGAUUGAUUUUAAAUUCGUCAUUUAAAGUGCUGAAGCCAACGGGAAAGUACAUGACCCAUGGUAAUGGCGCAUCAUGUCCAGAAUCUUUAAAAAUGUUCGAAGAAGUAUUAAGUCAACUAACAGUGCCAGUUAAAUACACAAAAAGUAGCGCGUUUAUUCCUUCUUUCUUUGAAGACUGGGUGUUCUAUCAAGUUUCGUUGAAAUGAUGGAUUAAAAGUGCGACUAGCAUGUCGAAGUAUCUAGCGAAAUUCAUUCACAUUGUUUCUAGUUCUUUAUGACCUGAACUUCUACUUAGCGUUAGUAUAUUUCAAUGAAUGGAUCUGUCUAUUAGUUACUCUUGAAACCUUUAAAACCUUGGUCCAAUGUUACUCGAGUUGGAACUAUUACGGUUGCAUAAAAAGCCUUUGUAAAUAUAAAUAGAUAUUAGGUUUCGAUAAAUUUGUCAUAAGAUAAUUUCAUAUUUAUUUAUGACAAUCAAAAAGUGAAAUAUUAAGUGUUGUACGUUCUGUUAUUUUAAAUAAUUUGUUUAAAUUUAAUCUAACUUUAGAAUAGACAUUUUUAUGGUAAUUUUUUUAAUUUUUACCAAAAAUAUCUAACGAACGCUCUAAACUAACUGUAAUGGAAUUGAGAAAGUUCCCUUUCAUCUGUGAUUAAAAAGCUUGCAUUGUAUUUAAAUCAAUAGCAUUUGUAACAGUAUUUUGUAGU
Leptopilina heterotoma is the source of this 1757-nucleotide messenger RNA. It is a transcript of the gene Sms, whose product is annotated as spermine synthase. Lineage: Eukaryota; Metazoa; Arthropoda; Insecta; Hymenoptera; Figitidae. Gene Ontology annotation, molecular function: spermine synthase activity. The coding region runs from base 158 to 1258 and encodes 366 amino acids. The record is from RefSeq and is a predicted model, not a curated record. Gene Ontology annotation, biological process: spermine biosynthetic process. The transcript has 8 exons.